Cornus florida is the source of this 2068-nucleotide messenger RNA. RefSeq names its product serine carboxypeptidase-like 27. Gene Ontology annotation, cellular component: vacuole. The coding region runs from base 357 to 1727 and encodes 456 amino acids. Gene Ontology annotation, molecular function: serine-type carboxypeptidase activity. The record is from RefSeq and is a predicted model, not a curated record. Lineage: Eukaryota; Viridiplantae; Streptophyta; Magnoliopsida; Cornales; Cornaceae. Gene Ontology annotation, biological process: proteolysis. The transcript has 9 exons.
UUUUUUGUUUUUGUUUUUGUUUGACUGAUUUAUCCGUAAUUUAGUGUGUGUGUGAAAUAGUAACAUCCUCACAUGCCAGUCUCAUAUUAACUAUCAAGUCUGCGUAGAUAAAUUCUUUGGAAACCCACAAAAUAUAUUGGGAUCUGUGUUUCUGGGAUUGUCUGCUUUAUUUUCUUAUUGAUUGAUUGGUUCAUAAACUACCCAUAUGGAUGUCAGCCACUCUCUCAAUCUAGAAUUUCACAAUCUCAUCAUUUUUUUUCCUCUUUAGAUAAAUUCUUUGAAAAUUCAGAAUUUUUUGGGGAUCAGUGUUUCUGGGUAUUGUUUCUUUUGUUCUUUUCUGUUUGAUUGGUUGAUUCAUGGGUCACUCACUGUUCUAUGCAGUUUAUCUGUCAUUCAUUUUUCUUGGUCCAUGUUAUUCUCUCUCUAAUGUAGAUCAAGAGAGAGAUAGGAUCACAAAGUUGCCUGGGCAGCCAAGCAUUGCUGGAUUUGCUCAGUACUCUGGUUAUGUGACUGUCAAUCAGCAAGCUGGGAGGGCAUUGUUUUACUGGUUGGUUGAGUCUCCGACGAGUCGUGGAGCUGAUUCAAGGCCACUCGUGUUGUGGCUCAAUGGAGGGCCUGGUUGUUCAUCUGUAGCUUAUGGAGGUGCUGAAGAGAUCGGACCUUUUCGCAUUCAAUCUGAUGGGAAGACCCUUUACUUGAAUCCUUAUGCUUGGAACAAAUUGGCAAAUUUGCUCUUCCUUGAAUCACCAGCUGGUGUUGGUUUUUCGUAUACAAACACGACAUCAGAUUUAUAUACUGCAGGUGACCAGAAAACAGCUGAGGAUUCAUAUAUAUUUCUUGUCAAUUGGUUUGAAAGGUUUCCACAAUACAAGCAUAGAGAUUUUUACAUUGCUGGGGAAAGUUAUGCAGGUCAUUAUGUUCCCCAGUUGUCUCAAAUUAUAUACCACAGAAACAAGGGGAUUAAGAACCCUAUUAUUAAUUUCAAGGGUUUCAUGGUGGGGAAUGCGGUUACCGAUGAUUACCAUGAUUAUAUUGGGACAUUUGAGUACUGGUGGACCCAUGGUUUAGUUUCGGACUCAACCUAUAGAAUGCUUCAAAUAGCCUGCGACUUUGGAUCUUCUCAACAUCCUUCAAGUGAUUGCGUCAAAGCUCUCACUCUUGCAGAGACGGAACAGGGAAAUAUUGAUCCAUAUAGCAUUUUCACGCGCCCUUGCAAUAAUACUUCAUCACUAAGCCGCAACUUAAGGGGUCAUUAUCCAUGGAUGUCCAGAGCAUACGAUCCUUGCAGUGAGAGAUAUUCACAAGAGUACUUCAAUCUCCCUGAAGUUCAGAAGGCAUUCCAUGCGAAUGUAACUGGGAUUCCUUAUCCCUGGAAAACAUGCAGUGAUAUUGUUGGUAAUUACUGGGCGGAUUCUCCACUAUCCAUGCUUCCAAUUUACCGAGAACUAAUAGCUGCUGGUCUGAGGAUAUGGGUAUUCAGUGGGGAUACUGAUUCAGUGGUUCCUGUGACUGCAACUAGAUACUCCAUCGAUGCUUUGAAGCUUCCUACUAUUACUAACUGGUACCCGUGGUAUGACAAUGGAAAGGUUGGUGGGUGGAGCCAAAUAUACAAGGGACUGACUCUUGUAACAGUAACUGGUGCAGGACAUGAGGUUCCCCUUCAUCGACCUCGACAAGCUUUUAUUCUUUUCAGAUCAUUUUUGAACAACAAGCCCAUGCCAAGCUGAUCCCACUUGCUCUGAUUCAUCUCAUCCAUGACAAAUAAGCAGAAAUUGAUAGAAACUAAUUUCUUUGGGCUGGAAAAGUAAGGAAUAACAGAGCAUUGUCCCUCUGAGUGGCCCCUCCAUUCUUGCCUACCAUGAUUGGCACUACUAUUUUAUUUGUAUUUAAUAUUUUUUCAAGUUUUAGUUUGCCAUUGUUAGGAGAUUCACAUGGAAAGUGAAGUGCAGGAAGAUUUAGACAAUUUGAACUGAACUUGAUUUUUUCUCCUGAAUUUGAAUUCAUAAUAUGUAUAUGAAUUAUUUUCUUUUACAAGGUUUUAGUAAUUGAAAAUGCUCAUGUUAUCAGA